Penicillium pulvis is the source of this 2154-nucleotide messenger RNA. Its product is annotated as DUF3176 domain-containing protein. The record is from RefSeq and is a predicted model, not a curated record. Bases 1 to 2154 code for a protein of 717 amino acids. The transcript has a single exon. Lineage: Eukaryota; Fungi; Ascomycota; Eurotiomycetes; Eurotiales; Aspergillaceae.
AUGGACUUCCCUGCUGUUUUGCUUAGAUGGGAUGAUGCGGAAUCUUCUUCGCCCUCUCCAAAUCCGGCAAAACAUCUUUCUGUUACCGGGAAGGCUGGGAUCGGGAUUGGAGUGACAAUGGGAGUUCUACUCGGGUUUCUUAUUGGCUUUUCCCUCUUCUACUUCAAACGAAGGCGGACGCACGUGGCAGCGAGAGAUCAAGAACCCUCUCAAGAACAUCAGUUGCUUCACGAUGGUCAUUCUGGUUCGAUUCAAAAAAGCGCUCAUUCCUCCUCAGCUCAUCACCAUCACUGGAGCUCAGUACUCUUCGACUCAUGGUUUUAUGAAAGCAUUGCUAUCUGCUUCAGCAUCGCUUCCUUCAUAGCGAUAUUUUGCACACUGCUGGUAUAUAAUCAGCAGAAGACUCCAAAGCUCCCCAGCGGACUAACACUGAACACUAUUGUUUCGAUAUUAGCGACCUGCUCAAAGUCUUCCUUGCUCUACAUUGUUGGAGAGUGCAUUGGCCAGCUCCGAUGGAUUUCCUUUGGAAAGUACUCAAAACCACUCUCGGAUGUUCAGGCAUAUGAUAGUGCUAGCCGUGGACCAUGGGGCUCUUUGAUCAUGCUCCUGAAAGAUAAGGGAUACUCCCUUGCCAGCCUUGGAGCGCUUGUGACCGUUUUGGGCCUUCUAUUUGACCCUUUUGUUCAACAAAUCCUAACAUAUCCUGUUAGAGAAGUGACACAAAAUUCAUCCGCCGCAAGCAUUCAGCAAUCUCGCUACAUAAUUCCCGAUCCCACUCUUGGUUCCGGUAUGUCUACUGGGUUCUUUGAUGCUGCUAACGCUGGAAUCUGGACGGAUAAUUUCGACCUUGAACCAAAAUGCCCCUCUGGUGAUUGCACAUGGCCAUUAUUUCAAUCGGUUGAGUUGUGCACUAAAUGCCAGGAUGUCACUCCAAGCGCAAAGAUACAAGGCUGUCAAACCUCAUCCUUCAACAUGAGCUCCCGACAGGACCAAACUAUAUCUUGCAAUAUUUCAUUGCCACAACUCUCCCCCUACGAAGGAAGUAUCUCUUUGAGCUACGAGACAAUGCAAGGUAUAAAGCCUAUCACAGAGAUGGUCAUUCCAGAGAAGGUUGCCUGGGUGGGUCAUAGUCUGCCUUUGGUCCAGACACUUUCCAACAAAACCAUAGGUGGGGUGGAGAACCCACUCCUUGUUAUCGCACAAGCCGAAUUCAGCUUGCCAGCUUCAGAACUGGUCGAAUCACCGGGCAAACAAUUCUUUCCAGGAACCAACCUUGGGCUCAGAAAUGUCACAGAAUGUGUACUCUCUCUUUGUAGCAGAACUUAUAACGUGUCUGUUUCGAGCGGCCAGUCGUCAAUUCGGGUCGAAAAAGAGGAUUUUGGAAACUUCUACUUCAAGCCCCUCAAUGGCACCACAUGCUGGAAGCCAAGCUCCAGUCCCUAUAUGAACUCGACAAGCGAGUAUGCUUUAGUAGAUUACUCGUAUAGGGUGGACACAGAUAAUUUCGCAUUCUGUGGUGCACAUGCCAGUGUGUAUCAAGAUGCUCUCCCCUUUCCAGGAGAAAAAGCAUGGACAUUCUCCGAUACUACCCCUUAUUGGAUUCUUGAGACGACGGAAAAUAUCACGUCUUCUGAGAUCAAGAAAGUCUUUGAGUCCGGUCUCGAGACAACUUUGAGCAAUAUAGCAGCUGCAAUUUCAAAAUAUGCCCGGGACAUGAGUGGUAUAACUGUGUCCGGCCAGGUCACCACUAGCGAGUCAUACGUCUCUGUUCAUUGGCCCUGGCUGAUUCUUCCUGCCUUGUUGCUCUUGCUUGGAGUUGUUUUGCUGGUCUCAACUGGAACUCUUAACAGACGCCGGAAGACCAGUUUAUGGAAGUCUUCUGUUCUCCCUUUGAUUUAUCAUGGGCUGGAGAAAGUUUCGUUUGACGGAUGGGAUGGUUAUGAGUCUAUGAGCAAGAUGGAAUCAUCUGCGAGCGAGACAAGAGUCAAGCUGGGGCUGCCAGAUACGGAGAACAGAUUGAUGCUCAUAGAAGAUGUGAGGAGGCCUGGUAUCUCUACCACAGGAAGCUCCGUCAGUAAUUUUGACGCCAAGAGCACUGCUCAUGCUGUGACAGAACGACAGAGGAUAACACGACGUUACUCGUCUGUCUGGUAA